UGUUGGUCAACGGCUCCAGUAUGGUUCCACUCCCAACAUGCUGCGAGAAUUGAUGAAGAGUCUCCAGUGAUUCUCUGACAGAAGCCAUUGCCUCAGUCUGACGUUCCCUCUGCCCGUGAUAAGCCUCUCGAGCGAGCACUGAUAAAACGACCAACCAUAUCUCGGACUCCCCACAGUACUGCCGGUCAUUAUGAAGCUGCCUACCGCCGAGCUACCAUAACGUGUUCAGGUGACAAUGGAUUGGCAUUGGGAAGCUCUUGGAGUUUAGCCACGGAACCAAGUCUAUCCAUUGCGACUACAGUCAGCAACAAGCACAGCUUAGGCCAAUCGAUGGUCUGUGCGACUGGCGCAGGGAUGAUACAUGUAGUCUAGGCAUGCAAACGUAAACUGACACGGACCAAGGCGACAAAUGAAUUUUGUAUGCUUCAGGUUUUAAGUGCGAUACCGGUUAUUAGGCUGGUCAAUACCAGGUUUGCUGCAAAUGGCCACGUGGUUGAUAGAUUAUUGGAUUGUUCUAAGGAGUUAUCAACAAGUGGAUCUUCCAGACGCAACAGAUUAAAUCCCGUAGCGGCUCUCGAACCUCCACCUGGGCACGUUUCCGAUAACGGAGACAAGUCGGAUAACACUUAUCGGAGUAAUUCCAGUAAAGGCGUGUCCUGGGACCUACUUCUAGUCUUCCAGUGUGGCCUACAAUAGUCAGACUAGAGUGAACGUUCAAACAAGUGUGUUCCUCGCUAAUAGCUAAUCACUGGUUCCGGUGGAAGUAGGUACAUUAUUCUGGAUAUAGAAUUACUGGGCUUUUUCUGGACUCUGAACAUAAGGUUUGUAAUAUGUAAACUCUUUAUCUCGAAAUCCCUGUCGCAUUAAUAUUUGUUUGAAAGAUGAAUAAAUUCAGUGUUUCGUAAAGGAUAACGCGUCUGCGACCUCGUGGAUUCGUGCGACAGUAAUUGCAUGAUUCACGAAACUCCCUAUGACAGUGAAAAAUACGCCAGAACUAAAUGGUAGUUAUUAUUGAUGUUUUUACUCUGGUACUGUGAUCGCGUGUGAUUAUAUCUGGCAUCUAAGACAGACCUGGUGAUUCAGGUGAGACUGGAAGCCUUGUAAUGGUCACGUCAUAGAAAUGGAAGUCCAUAGCUGGCUUGGAUGUGUGAAGGGUCACUUCAUUGAGAGAUCGCUGAAUACCACGACAAAAGGAAAUGAGAUGUGAGAGGACAAUAGCCAUUGCUGGAUCCGAUACGCCUGUAUAGAAGCUAAGCAUAAUCACUGACAGAGAUUGUAGGGAUGUUUGGUGAGUUACCAUGGAAACCUAAACGCUUCCCAUCCGACGUUAUUCAACAGGUUGUUCAAUUCAAGCAUUUCAACGAAGCCCGAAGAACGUUGUGGAUUAUGUUACAGAUCUACAGAUAACACGUGAAAAUGAAAUGCAUGUUGGAGUUUUGAAAUCUAUUCCACUAUUGGCACGCAUUGUGCGGAGUAACAACGAUAGUGAGUGCUGCUAUAUAUUAGUUAUCGCCUCCAGUGGUCGAGCAAUCAAUGCGUUAGCUGUGAUUGCAUGCGAGGAAGUCUGUAUUUGACUCGGAACGUUGGUAACGCUCCCGUUGUGUGGAAAUGUAUGCGACAUCACAAACCUGUCUAACUCACGGUCUUUGUGAUGGAAAAUGGCAGUAACUGUUUCAACGGCAGUUCAAAUCAUCCUCAUACUGCUUGGCCUUUCAUCCAUCGCGAGAGGGAAAUCGUCCAAAAAGUUCAUUCUGCCUGGUCCCGACUGCAACCAGGAUAUCAACGAUAUAGAAGGCGCGGAAGUCGUGGGCAAGGGGACCACGGCCUACAUGGACAGGUGUGAGGUCAAUCUGUCCACGGGGAGCACUGACCACUGGAUGUUCCAUGCCUCCGACAUGUCAUUGAUGAGCUGUCUGGUCUCCGUGAAGCUGUAUGACAGGAGGAGCGCAUCGUCACAUCCCUUGUUUCACUUCCGGUGCGCUAGUCCCGACCCUGGCAUCGUGAGGAUGAACACAUCCUUCGUGAGGCUGGUCCUCAAACACAAUAACAGAACAAACUUCCAUUUCAAGAUAACAUUCACGGCUCGGAAGCCUGCUCAUAAAUGUGAUGACUUUUUGUGCCAGAACAAGUAUUGCAUAUCAAAGGAUUUACUAUGUGAUGGGACAAAUAAUUGUUUUGAUCGCUCCGAUGAGUCAGAGAAUUCAACUGCUUAUUGUAUAAAAUACGAUCCCUUUCCGGGUGAAAACUUUGCAGUACUCAUAUCAGUUGUUGGGGGCAGUAUUGUCAUGGGUAUCAUUGCCUUUUGUUGUCGAAUGCUGAGGCGGCGGAGACAGCAACACUAUCUGGAGGAAGAUAUGGAUGAUUUUGCAAAUGGACCUUAUGUAAAAAAAUAUGCGUAUAUGUAUGCUGUUAUACGACCUCAGCAACGUACACGGAGGAAUCAACAUCGAUCUCGGUCCAAACUGAGACACGUUGACCAUUCUGUUGAUGAGCCGGAGUUUUGACGCCAGUGCAUAUCCACCUCUGCCAAAUGGCUUGGCGUUUCUAGGAGAACUAUUAAAGUCGUCUUGCCUUAUUUGUGAUCUACCUCGAAUUCCAAGGAAGGAGCAUUACGCUUUCUUAUUCACAUUUCCACACUUUCCAUGACGGGCAACACUGUUUCGCUCAUCUAAAUUAUUACCGUGGUUCAUAUAAGUUGGUUCAUUGUGAUGCUCGGGUGCAGUCAUUUCGAAAUGCGAUGAAGAAAUUAUAACGAGACUAACUUGCAUUUGUUUUUUCAUCGUUUUUAAAGAGCAUGAAAUAUGUAGAUUCUCUCCUUCAAGUGGCUGUAGAUGAGGACAGAAACAUAUUUACCGGAACUUUAACAAAGUAAUACUUUUACCAACCGGCAAUAAUGUAUAGCGUGUGUACUUCAAUACAUACUUUGCAUAGGUAUACGUUACAACCAAUUGUCCUGUGUUUUGUAUAGCAUUAAGUCUUAAACAAACUUUAGAAAACUUGCACAGUGUUGUAUAAAUAUAUGUGGUUCACUGGAAAAUCGAAAAGCAGAAAUGAUAAUGAAGUGUUCGUUUCCCGCGUCGAGGGCACAAAAAAACGGUAGCCACAUCUUUUAGGGAAGUCCUUAAUCAAUGAAGCAUUGCAUUUUUGCAAUGACACAUUGGUGGCUUUA
This is a messenger RNA of Haliotis rufescens (red abalone), 3169 nucleotides long. RefSeq lists its product as uncharacterized. Lineage: Eukaryota; Metazoa; Mollusca; Gastropoda; Lepetellida; Haliotidae. The record is from RefSeq and is a predicted model, not a curated record. Bases 1659 to 2504 code for a protein of 281 amino acids. The transcript is spliced from 7 exons. Gene Ontology annotation, molecular function: protein binding.